AUGGAUCUUCAGAGAAGUGCCCAAAAAGAUAUACGGUGUGAACACUGUGAGACUGCUGUGAUACAGAGGCACUGUGAAUUAUGUCAUGUUAACUUAUGCAUAGCUUGUAUAGGAAAACAUGUUUCUGAUGACUACGACAAACAUAAAGUCGUUCCAUUCAAAGAACAGAAAUCAACCUUGAUCUUUCCAAAGUGUAUAACGCAUCGAACCAAAAAGUGUUAUUUACAGUGCUGGAAAUGCAACAUUCCCGUUUGUUCAUUAUGUCCGGCUACCAAAAAACACAAAAAGCACACUUUCUUUCCCCUUUCAGAAGUUUAUAAUCAGAAGAAAAAAUUCAUUUCAAACGAAAAGAAAGAAUUACAAGAUCUAUCCCCAACAUAUAAAGCAAUAGUGAAUGACGUAGAAAAGCAGAUUUCCAAUUUAGAUGGUGAUUAUGGGAAGCUUGCAGAUUUAGUGACAAAUCAUGGAAAUGAAUGGCACAGAGAAAUUGACAGAGUUACAAAGAAAAUGAAAAAUGAAUUUUAUGAGAUGAAAAGCAAACACCGGUGCCUUCUAAAAAAUAUUUGGAUAAAAUCAAACAGAUACAGUCUCGUAUUGAUCGAAAGCUGUGUACUCUGA
Molecule: messenger RNA, 618 nt
Organism: Saccostrea echinata
Lineage: Eukaryota; Metazoa; Mollusca; Bivalvia; Ostreida; Ostreidae
Product: tripartite motif-containing protein 55-like
Exons: 1
Coding region: 1-618 (205 amino acids)
Molecular function (GO): zinc ion binding
Source: RefSeq, a predicted model, not a curated record